This is a messenger RNA of Ochlerotatus camptorhynchus, 804 nucleotides long. RefSeq lists its product as uncharacterized. The transcript has 2 exons. The record is from RefSeq and is a predicted model, not a curated record. The coding region runs from base 20 to 799 and encodes 259 amino acids. NCBI's taxonomy places the organism in Eukaryota, Metazoa, Arthropoda, Insecta, Diptera, Culicidae.
AUCAAAAGUGCAUCAUAAAAUGAAGUGCCGGAAGCAAAGUGCAGUUUUUCGUUUUAUUUCGAUCGGUGCCGUAUCCUUGCUAGUCAUGCUUCAAUUCACAUAUGGAUUCAAAUUAAUUCAACCGUGGUCUGACGAAAAACCGGUGUGCAGUAACAAUAAUCACAGGCUGCUUUCGUUGUUCAAUCUGCUUUGCAAUGCAACCCAAUCAACGUCCAUUACCACCCGAGAUGCUUGCUAUGGGUGCUUUUUCCGGGCAGGAGUUCUUCCGGCCGGGCAGACUCAGUUAGCAGCAGUAAGCCAAUGUGCAACGAUUUAUCUGAUGAAUAGCAACUACGCCCUGUGUGCAGCGUCAUUAGCGGCAAUCGUCACCGGAAUGCGACCAACGACCGCUCCCGCAUAUGGGACAAACUGUUAUACUGGAUAUUGCGAGUUUGUCCGGUGCGUUCGCCGAGAAAACGCCAACUCGCUAAUCAAUCAAUGCAUCCUACAAACGCUUGCCAACAAGGAUCUCAACGUUGAGUCCCAACGCGUUGGCUUCUACGUUAAUGCAACGUCGUGUAUUCUUGCGCGAACCCGAUGUGAUACAUACAACCCAAUCACCGGCGAACUUCAAACCCCUUACGGGACUAACACUCCACUGGGUAUAAGAAACGUGGACAUCCUGUCGAAUGCUCUUCAAAUAUCACCUAUUGGCGACAUCCGAGUGGUUACUUUCCCAACAAAGAUUAUUUCAGCGGACCUGUUCUGUUCAAGUCGAACCUUUCUCGAUCAAUCAACAUUUGGAGAUUCAACGUGUUAGAAUAA